This is a messenger RNA of Syzygium oleosum, 1774 nucleotides long. Its product is annotated as probable polyamine transporter At3g13620. The transcript is spliced from 2 exons. Gene Ontology annotation, cellular component: membrane. Bases 33 to 1481 code for a protein of 482 amino acids. Gene Ontology annotation, molecular function: transmembrane transporter activity. NCBI's taxonomy places the organism in Eukaryota, Viridiplantae, Streptophyta, Magnoliopsida, Myrtales, Myrtaceae. The record is from RefSeq and is a predicted model, not a curated record. Gene Ontology annotation, biological process: transmembrane transport.
CCCAAGUUCCAAAACUUCAGCUCCACGUCCCUAUGGAACCGGAGAUCCAGCGGCGGAACCCGAAACCUUCACCGGAGAAGGCCCCUCAUGGGCCGGACGCCGCUGCGGGCCUCCCUGUCGUCGCGGGGCCGGCGGCGGUGGGAGGCACCGCGAAGAAGCUGACCCUCAUCCCCCUCAUCUUCCUCAUCUACUUCGACGUUGCGGGUGGCCCGUACGGCGAGGAGCCGGCGGUCCAGGCGGCCGGGCCGCUGCUGGCCCUUGUCGGGUUCCUGGUUUUCCCGUUCAUCUGGAGCGUCCCGGAGGCCCUCGUGACAGCCGAGCUCUGCACGGCACUCCCCGGCAACGGGGGGUUCGUGCUGUGGGCCGAGCGGGCGUUCGGUCCCCUCUGCGGCUCCCUGAUGGGGACUUGGAAGUUCCUGAGCGGCGUCAUCAACUUGGCAUCCUUCCCGGUCUUUUGCAUAGACUACGUCGAGAAACUGUUCCCGGUCUUCGAAUCCGGGUGGCCACGGAACGUCGCGAUCCUGAUAUUUACAUUGAUGCUGUCCUUCCUGAAUUACACCGGCCUGACGAUCGUGGGCUACACCGCCGUUGUAUUGGGCAUUGUUUCUCUGAUGCCCUUCCUGGUCAUGUCUUCGAUCGCGAUCCCAAAGAUUCAGCCUCACAGGUGGCUUAGCUUGGGACAAAAGGGGGUGAAGAAAGAUUGGAACUUGUACCUCAACACCCUCUUUUGGAACCUCAACUUUUGGGAUAGUAUCAGCACUAUGGCAGGGGAAGUCGACAGGCCACCAAGGACCUUCCCUGUGGCCCUCCUUGUGGCCGUGAUCUUCACUUGCGUGGCCUACCUGAUCCCGCUCUUCGCCGUUACCGGCUCUGUCUUGGUGGACCAGAGCCAGUGGGAGAACGGGUUCAUGGCCGAUGCGGCGGAGAUCAUCGCCGGGAAGUGGCUCAAGAUAUGGCUUGAGAUUGGGGCCGUCCUGUCGGUGAUUGGGAUGUACGAGGCCCAGCUCAGCAGCAAUGCGUUCCAGCUCCUGGGCAUGGCGGAUUUGGGGAUCUUGCCGAGGGUCUUCGCGGCCAGGUCCAAAUGGUUCAACACUCCCUGGCUGGGGAUAGUGGUGACCACGGCCCUCACCCUCGGGUUCUCCUACAUGAACUUCACCUCCAUCAUAUCGUCGGCGAACUUCCUGUACAGCCUGGGGAUGCUGCUGGAGUUUGCGUCCUUCCUAUGGCUGCGGAGGAAGAUGCCAGCGCUGAAGAGGCCGUACCGGGUCCCGCUAAGCCUGCCGUGGCUGACGGUGUUGAGCCUGGUGCCGUGCGGGUUCCUGGUGGUGAUCCUGGUGUAUGCCACAAAGGUUGUGUACUUGGUGAGUGGGCUCAUGACUGUGGGUGGGAUUGGGUGGUUCUUCAUGAUGAGGUUCUGCAAGUCCAGGAAGAUACUCAAUUUCAGCGAGGGGGACAUUGGCGAGGUCCAUGAAGAGGACUGAUAAUUGAGGCAUGCCAUUAAGAAUCAUAGAAGAAAUCUGGGUACAUGGAAAAGAUUUGUCUUAUUUAGCUAUUUCUCUCCUUCCUAGGCAUGUUUCAGAUGACCAUGCCGUAAAUUUGAUGGAUCUAUCAGGAAGCAGAUCAGUUCAGGGAGGUGGUUUUUGCAAUUUAACUGCAAAAUAGAGCCACCAUCACCACUUCCUCUCUUUAGUUUUCCGGGAUCAGAGAUUUGCUUACCAUUCAAGCUGUUAGCUUGGCCUUGCCUUCCGGGUUCGGAACCGGGUCCGGUUCGCGA